Orbilia oligospora ATCC 24927 is the source of this 972-nucleotide messenger RNA. RefSeq lists its product as uncharacterized. Bases 1 to 972 code for a protein of 323 amino acids. NCBI's taxonomy places the organism in Eukaryota, Fungi, Ascomycota, Orbiliomycetes, Orbiliales, Orbiliaceae. Gene Ontology annotation, molecular function: protein binding. The transcript has 2 exons. The record is from RefSeq and is a predicted model, not a curated record.
AUGUCGUCUUCAUCCACCAUCCCAAGCGAGGGAGACUAUCUCCCUCCUCUCCCACGAACGAUAGGUCUGGGAUCUUUGCAAUCCAGAUUGAAUAGAGCAAAAUCUUUGUCUCAACCACAGAAUAAUUCAACAGAAUUGCCAGUCGAGAAUAAAAGGGCUUCUGUCUACAUCCCGGCCCAUAAGAGGAGUGGUCGUCGUCACGGUAUUCUGUUGCAGCAUCCAUCGAGUUUUGACAAUUUGCGAAUUUCUUCUCCGGAGGCAUCUACACAAGUCCCAUCGGAUUCUAAGGAUGCUUCUACUCAGACUCCAAUUGAAAAACCUAUAUUGAUGAAAGUCCUCGAAGACCCCCAGUUCUCAGACAUAACAGUCUACAUCGGCCCAUCCAAAGAAACCUUCCAUUUGCACCGUGAAAUCCUCUCCUUCACCUCCAAUUUCUUCAAAGACUUCUGCACUGCCUUACGUUCCUCCAAAACAAUGAUCGUAGCCCAAAUUUACCUUCCUCACCUCGAUCCCACAAUGUUCAGGACCAUCAUAAACUGGCAAUACUCCGGAAAUCUAACCCUCGACCUAACUUCAACCCCCUGUCCUCUAACCCCGCUCUACCGUACGAUCGAGUUCCUGAAACUCCCAGCUUUACGUAUCAAAUUCUUUGAUACCCUCAUAACCUUCUGUCGUACCAACUUCUGUAAUCUCACGGGUGGUGGUCGAGCCAUCUUUAUAGGCAAGUUUAAUGAACUUUGUGGGGUUGUCAAACCUUCGGACUUGGGGAAAUUGAUUGAGUGUAUGGAGGUUAUCGUGGAGCAUUUUGUGGUCUUGCCGGAUGCGUUUUUGGAGGCAUUGGAAGGUGGAGCUGUUAGUAAUGUCUUUGUGGCCGCUUUUAUCGGAGCUAGAAGGAAUUUGGGACAUUGGAGGAGUUGUGGGAAGUGUUUUGAUAUCGAGAGGGAAGAGAAGGGGGUUAGGGGGUAUAAGUGA